AUGGCACAAAACAAAGGAUCCAAUGUUUUAAUACAACAAUUAUUAAAAGCUGAAGAAGAAGCUGAUCUAGUAAUUAAAAAGGCAAAAGAUGUGCGGGCAAAAAUGCUAAAAGAAGCUGAAGCAACAGCAACGGAGGAGUUGAAAAUCUUUCGAGCCAAAGAAAAGGAACGUAUAACUAAAGGACAUAAAGAAAAAUCUACUGCUGAAGAUGAGAUUGUAACUAAAAUUGAACAAAACACAAAAGAUGAAAUAAAAAAAUAUAAAGAUUUGUUUAAGAAAAAUAAAGAUCAGGUUGCUCAAUUUAUAUAUGAUAAAGUUUUCAAAGUUGAUAUAGACAUCCCUGACUGUGUGCAAAAAUAUAUGUAG
Messenger RNA from Plasmodium vinckei vinckei, 366 nucleotides. Its product is annotated as V-type proton ATPase subunit G, putative. The record is from RefSeq and is a predicted model, not a curated record. Bases 1 to 366 code for a protein of 121 amino acids. The transcript has 3 exons. Gene Ontology annotation, cellular component: vacuolar proton-transporting V-type ATPase complex. Gene Ontology annotation, biological process: proton transmembrane transport. NCBI's taxonomy places the organism in Eukaryota, Apicomplexa, Aconoidasida, Haemosporida, Plasmodiidae. Gene Ontology annotation, molecular function: proton-transporting ATPase activity, rotational mechanism.